AUCGUUCCCCUUACCUCAUAUCGAAUCCAUCUAUAUCCGUUUGGUGCUGGAGCCGCAAGCGUUAACCCUCUCUCCCCAGCCAAAACCCCAGCUUCAGAAGCAGAGCGGAGGAGAUGCGGACACGGAUUUAACGUAAUAAUAAUGAUUUGAAUUGGAUAGAAGGAGGAGAAGAAGAAGAAGAAGGAAAUCGCGAAGAAAAGAUUUCUAAAUUCCUCUCUAGCCUUCAUCCAUGGCCUCCAUCUCUACCUCCUUCCCUCCUCCACUCUACCGCAACUCCGUCCCUUUUCGCCCCUCCUCUCUAAUUCUCCCUUUCAUCUCUCUCCCAACCCCAUUCCUCCCGAGGUUGUUAGCUCUCAGAGCCACGGGGACGGAUGGAAUCCGGGUCAGGAGCCACGGCCCCCAGGAUCCGGCCCUCCUGAGGAGGCCAUCGCCUCCUUCGCCGGAAGACGGAGAUUCUGCGAUCAGUUCCGACGUGGACGCCGUGGACGGAAACCCGGGGGAAGAGGAGAAGAUCAGAAGCAAGAGGACGAAGGAUGAGGAAUUGGUGGACUGGGAGGAUGUGAUCCUGCAGGACACUGUGCCCCUUGUCAGUUUUGUCCGGAUGAUCCUCCACUCUGGAAAGUAUGAAAACGGUGACAGACUAAGUCCAGAACAUGAAAAAACAAUUCUGGAAAGGGUGCUUCCAUAUCAUCCACAGUUUGAAAAGAAGAUAGGAUGUGGAAUUGAUUUUAUCACAAUAGGAUUUCAUCCAGAAUUUGAAAACUCCCGUUGUCUGUUCAUAGUACGAAAGGAUGGUGAGAUGGUUGACUUCUCAUAUUGGAAGUGCAUAAAAGGUCUUAUAAGGAAGAACUACCCCCUGUAUGCAGAUGGUUUCAUUCUCAGACAUUUUCGGAGACGCAGGCAUACUGAUUGAAGUGACUCGCGGGACAAGUGUGCCCUUAUGUGUGUAUGUGUCUAUAAUUACAGGUCAUAUCCUGAAUUGUCUUAAUUAAGGUAGCACUCUUUUCUGCUUCUUAUUCAGCAGCAACCUUGUAAUUUUUUUAUUUAUCUACAAAAUGGAGAUUCGUUAUUGGAAGGCCUGAGUCUCGUCUUUGCAACCAUAUGGAGUGCUGACACUGUCCAAGAGCUUUUAACAGGUGACGCCGAUUAUGUGGUUUGCUGGUUUCUUUAGAUUAAUGGUCAUCAACACGUUAGAGAACGUAUGGUUGGUGGUAGUUCUUGUAAUACACUUUAUGGGAAUAAAGUAUAUCAAUGAUGAAGA
This is a messenger RNA of Elaeis guineensis (African oil palm), 1261 nucleotides long. Its product is annotated as protein DCL homolog, chloroplastic. Lineage: Eukaryota; Viridiplantae; Streptophyta; Magnoliopsida; Arecales; Arecaceae. Gene Ontology annotation, cellular component: chloroplast. Gene Ontology annotation, biological process: chloroplast organization; chloroplast rRNA processing. The record is from RefSeq and is a predicted model, not a curated record.